AUGGCAUCACUCUCUAAGGAAUCACAUGCCUAUCAACCUACACUGUCACCCUUCUUCACUGAAGUAUGGGAAAGAAACUAUGAAAAGAAGUUCAAUUUAAUCGCUGUCAAAUCCCUUGCUCUCCCAUGGGCUGUAAAAUCAUUAGUGCAUUCCCUUGCCAGUAUAAAAAAUUCAAAGCGCCGAGAUCUGGAACUGGUUCCUGUUGCUUCCGCUUCUGCUGCUGCUGUUGCUGCUGCUAGUGCCGUUGUUAUUUAA
This is a messenger RNA of Hydatigera taeniaeformis, 255 nucleotides long. NCBI's taxonomy places the organism in Eukaryota, Metazoa, Platyhelminthes, Cestoda, Cyclophyllidea, Taeniidae. The record is from the annotation of a GenBank genome assembly.